AUGCCACUGUGCAACAUCGGUCUCCGCAUGGGUGGCGUGUCGAGCGCUGUAUUCGCCGCCCAAGGCGUUUUCCUUCUGGGAAAUGCCUUCUACACGAUCCUCUACCCCUCCUCCGCAGCCAACUUCCCGGGCUCUUCGCUGAGCGGAACGCCCGAUGGCGCGGUUCAAUGCAUUGGCCUGACCUCUCUCGCAUUGGGGACAUACUAUCUGAUCUCGACCUACCAGCGGGAUGCUCUCAUCAUGGCUUCCUCCGUGCCCUCUCGCCUCGUGGCUGCAUUUGUGAUGUAUCGAGCUGGCGGAGCUUGGGUUCAGGUUGCAGCGUUCGAGGUCUCAAUGGCAAUCGUGGCUGGUGCGGCACUUGUCUGGGAUCGCUCCAUGUAG
Penicillium canariense is the source of this 381-nucleotide messenger RNA. RefSeq lists its product as uncharacterized. The transcript is spliced from 2 exons. The record is from RefSeq and is a predicted model, not a curated record. The coding region runs from base 1 to 381 and encodes 126 amino acids. Lineage: Eukaryota; Fungi; Ascomycota; Eurotiomycetes; Eurotiales; Aspergillaceae.